UGUAUCGAUGACGGGUGUGCACAUCGAAAGCUUGAAUCUACAGUAGCUUGAUUCACUGACAGAACACUUCCGAGGCCAUUACGUGGAACGUGGAUCCUUUUGAUUCCGGAUAACCGUACUGUGAUCAUACUUCAGUAUAGCCAAGAAAAUAAUUAUUUGUCUAGCCUGUUUGUCUCGAUAGGCACUACCAAGCUCAAGCGUUAGUAUGAGAAUGGACCAGCAGGAGCUAGGAUGGAUAGUGCAGUCCAACGGUCGAUUGAAGUCUCUUCAGAACUGCGGCGCAGUCAAAACAUCGACAAGAGGCCAGCACUGCGGAUUGUUGAGAUCGGCAAUGCUGUGUGCCAUGUACAUGUAUGUGUACUUGUUGCUUGCCUUGUCCGCACCUGUCGGCAGCAGUAUAGACGUGGUGAACCCGGCACAGAAUCUUGGCGUGUUGGUGGAGCCCUUCAGUCGCACGCUCAAGGCCCAGGCUGGAAAGGAGGCUAGGCUGGCGUGCAAGGCUUGGUCACGUGAUGGGUAUGACAACAUCACUGUGCAGUGGCUGUUUCGAGACCGACCGCUUAGUCCGACCAAUCCUCCUGCAUCCACCUUCGUCUGGGAUGAACAGCGAAUAGGCCUAUCAGCACGUACGCACCUGACCAUUCAUAGUGUGACAAACGAACAUAGUGGCGAGUAUCAGUGCAAGGUCAGCACAGUCGACGGAACCCGAAAAUGGACAGAGUAUAUGAGAGUCAUAGUCGUGUAUCCUCCUCAAAUCGAUGCAUUCCGCGAGGAUGCCGAAACGGUGAACUUCCUGGUGGCUGAAGGCGACACUUUUCGCAUACCAUGCACUGUUCGUGCCUAUCCCGAUGCUCAGGUGCAGUGGCUGUACAAUGGCAAAACUCUGCCGCAAAAAGAGGGACGCGCCCGUGAAGUGCAUCAGCUUAUUCGCACCGAUCCGCACGCGCCUCAGAAGAGAGUGUCGGAGUCUCUACUGGAAGUGAUGGGCUUCAACCACCGCGACAAUGGCGUCUAUCGUUGCAUCUCAGUCAAUGAGGCUGGUAACGCCACCCGGGCCAUCUAUGCUGUGGUGCAGGAGAAACCAAUCAUCAUAUCAGUUCACAAUGCGAAAGCUGUCAUUGGCCAGAACGUCACACUUGCAGUUUUCCACGUGCAAGGCACUCCACCCAUUACUCUGACGGCUUCAAGGUGGAAUCUGGAGGAUGCUGAAAGCGCACCACCACGCACCAGGGUUCGAUUUUCGCAGGCGGGUCGUCACACGUUCCUGUCUCGCCAGAUUAAGGCCGACGUCCUAUCUGUGCGUUUGGAUCUCAGAAGUGUGCGGCGCAGCGACCAGGGACGCUACCGCUUCGUCGUUCACAACCAUGGCGGAGAGGCCGAACUGUUCGUUCGCCUGCGGGUCUAUCAUGAUAGGGUUAGGCAAUCGGUGUUGCCUGUUGCAAUUGCUGGCAAUGGACGCUAGAUCAAGGCAUGAUGCUACUGUAAAUUGCUUGGAGUAAAGAUGACAAGAGAGCGAUCAUCGAUGUCAACAUCAUGACGUACUUAUGUACUGGUAAUGACUAUGGAAUAAUACGGUGUAUUCUUGUUGAAAUUGUGCAAGUGCCCAUUUUGGCCUUAAACUGUUUGAGAGUCCUCAUCUAUUUCGUUUAUAGUAAUAAUAUUAUUGUUGCAAGUACUGAAUUUUUUGUCUACGAUAUGUGGUUGGCUGUUCAGCAUCAAUAUCGGCAUUAUUACAUUGUUGCAGCUAUGAAGAACACUGAAGGCGCCCAUUUAUUAAAGUUAAUGUAUUAUUCCUUUCUAGAAGCCAUGGCCUAGGCGGUGGUGGAGAUAUCGGCAGUCCACGGUCUUGCAAUGCUCAGUACAUUAUAAGCCGUAUAUCGUUCCCGUUAUGGCCUUUGAAGUUUGUCAUUUUCGUGGUGCAAUGAAAGUAGUAGCUACCUCGAACUGAUGGAUUUUUCUUCUACCUGGAAUGGUUCUUUACAAUCUGUAUCACGAUUUGUGGGUUCGGCAAUAAAAAUAAAGG
This is a messenger RNA of Sycon ciliatum, 2023 nucleotides long. RefSeq names its product hemicentin-2-like. The record is from RefSeq and is a predicted model, not a curated record. The transcript is spliced from 7 exons. Lineage: Eukaryota; Metazoa; Porifera; Calcarea; Leucosolenida; Sycettidae. Bases 206 to 1462 code for a protein of 418 amino acids.